AUGCAUCCUCCCGUGGAGAGCAUGGGGUCAACGGAGAGUGUUGCGGAGCAGGGGCACCUCUUCCGCUUUGUGGUGGAUGACGUCUACCCUGACGUUCCCCACACCGCGCGCCCACGGCACUACUACGUCGUGUCUAGGGACCCGUCGCGCGCCCGCGCCUACUGCUACCUGCUUCUGAGCCUCUGCGAGCUGAGUGACCGUACCAGGCUGAGCCGCUGGAUGGCACUGUACAGUCACCUCUUUGGUGAAAUUGACUCCGAGCUCUUUUUUGAAAUGCUUCGUGGCCUCGCACGAGCGUGCACCUUUCAAUACGCCUUCUUCGUGGAUGAGAAUGUUGCCCGGUUGGCGUUAAGCGCAUUGACGAGAGAUGAGGCCUUGACUCCGUGCGAGCGACACGGCGGAGAGCCACGGAAGCAUGAGUUACAGACGCUGGGAGGUGCGGGGACGACAGCAGCCAUGGAGUCCAUCGCGGACGCCGACAGACAACGCCACGUCGAGGCCGACCUCUUGCAUGGCCGCGCUGCCCCAGGCACGUCGUUGGCAGAACACACACAGCUGGAGGAUAGAUCACGAGAGACGCAACUUCUUCUGCAGCUGGAGCACAGCCAACACGAGAGAGAGGUGGCUGCGCUGCGUGAGGCGAUGACCGCGAUGGAGCAGAAACUGAUUUGGCACGAACAGGCGCAUCAGUACCGACUUAGACAUCACCGUGUUCAACACCAGGGCGGACCGCAUCGCUUGGAGAGGGAGAUGCAACAACACGAGGCAGAACUCUACCGCGACCAGGGCCCGAUGCUGCGGGACCAGGAGCGUCUCAUCCAGCAGUUGUCGGAGGAGAACGCCUUCUUGCAGCGGCGUCACCGGGAGUCAGGAAUAGAGGCAGAGCACUGGCGCACGGAAUGCCAAGAGCUCAGGCAUAGACUAAACAACACCCUGAUGACGGCGUCGUGUCCCUUGAACUCUGUCAGUCGGGAACACUACGGCAACCUAGAAAAGCGGCACCAGCUGCUUCACAGGGAAUUUGACGAGUUAUCGUUAGAAAGAUCGGAGAUGGAGCGGCAACUACAGCAGGCACGUCAGGAAUUGCACCAACGCUGCGUCGAAAGGGACAACGCCGUGCGCGUGCUCGAUUCAUUGCGGAGGGGGCUCGACUACGUCGGUCGCAGGUUGCCGCUGCUGUGUGGGAUGCCCGCCACAUGUGCCGCCCGAAACCUCCACGCGUGA
Molecule: messenger RNA, 1224 nt
Organism: Trypanosoma conorhini
Lineage: Eukaryota; Euglenozoa; Kinetoplastea; Trypanosomatida; Trypanosomatidae
Exons: 1
Coding region: 1-1224 (407 amino acids)
Source: RefSeq, a predicted model, not a curated record